AUGUCUCAAUCUAUCUGUCAAUUUAUCUUCUUCCGGGUCAAGCCGUCGGUCAAACCGGAAGACCCAUCGAACGAAGAAGGCUAUGCUUUGAUGGAGGUCCUCCGUGCGACCAAACAUCAAAACGGCCAUCAGAGCUCGUCUUGGGGACGCACGGUCGAAGAUACAAACACGAUCGUCUGGGUCGUAGACUGGACCGACGCCCGCUGUUCAACAGAUACAGACCUGCUAGCCCCCUUCCUCGACCCCUCCAACACCCAAACUCCAGCAUCAAUCUACGUAACCCUAAUCCCACCAGUCAGAUGCACAGCAACCCUAACCAUGAACCCGGUCACAGAGCUCUGCGCGCUCCCAUUUGCGAGCGAGCUCUCCGUGUCAGAAACCAAACAGCUGAACACGGAUCUGAUUAAUUUCCGCAGGGCGCUGGUCGACCAGCUGCCGCAGCAGGCUGGGCCGAAGUCGUGGGCCAUGGGCCAUGUUGAUCGGCCCAGUAAGCUGCCACAUGCAAAGAGUCCCGAUGGAAAGGCUGUUGUGUAUUUCCUUGCUGUUGGGUGGGAUAGUGUAGAUGCGCAUGUUCGGGCUAAGGAGACGGAGAAUUUCGCCGAGGCGAUUCGGCCUAUUCGGGAGAAGAUGUUGCCUCCUAUUCCUGGGUUGGAGAUGAAACAUGUUAGUUUUCAGAUGGUUUAG
This is a messenger RNA of Penicillium canescens, 684 nucleotides long. RefSeq lists its product as uncharacterized. NCBI's taxonomy places the organism in Eukaryota, Fungi, Ascomycota, Eurotiomycetes, Eurotiales, Aspergillaceae. Bases 1 to 684 code for a protein of 227 amino acids. The transcript has 2 exons. The record is from RefSeq and is a predicted model, not a curated record.